Molecule: messenger RNA, 3452 nt
Organism: Physcomitrium patens
Lineage: Eukaryota; Viridiplantae; Streptophyta; Bryopsida; Funariales; Funariaceae
Source: RefSeq, a predicted model, not a curated record
GAUCAUAAGCCCAUGCCUUGUUGCUCACACUACUCCGAAUCAUCCGAUUUCUGGUUGUGGAGGCCAGCAGCCCCAUCAUUUUUCUUACACUGCCCCCCGCCCCUCUCCCACCGUUUGUUGAUUCUCUCCCCCUGCUCAUGUUGUGGCUUUUUCCCACCCCCAUCAGCUCAUCAUCUCCACCAUUCCGUUGCUGCUGCCUGGAGGUGUAGGAGCCAUCAGUAGCAGCAACAGUGUCAAUACCCAGUCUCUCUCACCCUGUUUUGUUUUGUUUUUGUUUUCUCAUGCAGAGUGGAAGUUGACUCCAUCUCGUGGUUUUCUUUCCAGUUCGUGGCAGUUUUUUUGAGUUUGUUGUCAGUUGGUUGCAAAGAAUUGGCUGAUGUGGGUGGUGUUUGAGGCUCAGAGGAUUUAGGAACAGUGUGUGUGUGUGUGCGUUGUUUCGUUUGAGGAUGGUGAGAAUGAAGCGUGGGAAUGGAUGAUUGAGAAUUGGGUAGUAGAUUGGUGGCAGGUGUGAAGGUGAAGUUGAUGGUCUUGUUGUCUCGUUUCAGUUUUUUCUGGUGAUUUUUCUAGAGUUGGGUUGGUAGUGGUUGGAGGGAGGAGGUUCAGGGAGUGGGAGUAUGAGAGCAGAUGACUGGAAUGGGAGGGGUUUCGGUUUUUAGGAGGGGUUUGAGUGGGAAUUCCGAGUGCAAGCUGUGAUGCGGCUGCUCUUGUGUGGCUGAGGGAACUCUUUGGAAGGAGUUGAAGGGUCAGAACGGCGGUGGUGGUGCCGUGUUUGAGACUUGCAUUGCGUGGAAAGUGGGAGUAGGAGAGCAGGGGGGUAGGAUCUUCAGAGUAAAAGAGGGAGAGAAAGAAAGAGAAGCUGAGGUUGUGAUACGCAGAGAGAAGAAGCGAGUUGGAAAUGUGAUUGGAGGAAACCAUUCGUCCAGGAAAGUAAGCUUCCGCAAAUUUUCUCGCGUUCUUGAAAGGUUCAAGCAUUUGCGCGGGCUGUUUCCAAAUAUAUGUACGAGCAGUUAGUAGAGAGAACAUGCUGCAGUCAAACAUUAAUGAGGCUCAGAGGCUCCUCCUGUAGUGCAGAUCCGCAGAAGCUAAUGUUUCAGAAGUCUACCACAUCUGAGUGCCAAAUUAAGCUGCCUCGUAGGCUCUCUCAACAUGGGUGUGUGUUGUCCAAAGAUGGCACCGGCGAAACACAAGGAUGAACAACUUAAUUCAAAUCCAUCUGCGGUUGUGCCAGCGUCAUCCUCCCCAACUUAUUGUGAAUCAAGCCCUAGUGAAACUGCACCGAGCGAGAUGACGUAUGCAGACGCUGAGAGUAAUCUUCCUAGAGUACAGCUUAUUGGAGACGUCCUUUGUCUCUUUACACUGCGUGUGCUGAUUGCGUUGCAAUUCAAGGGUGUUGUUGUGGAUGCAACUUGGCUCACACCUGCAGACUUGACCAAUCCCAAGGUAGUCAACACAAGUCCUGAUGGAAAAUAUCCUGUGUUGAAAUAUGGUCAUCACAAAAUCGUCCAUUCCACAGACGUUAUGCUGGAAUAUAUCGAGGAGACUUUCCAAGAUCCCACGUUGAUCCCAAGCCCUAUAAGAAGCGAAGUCAUGAAUUGGGUAGCUUUUAUUCGGGAUGAAUUCACGCCUAUUGUGGGGCAGUUGGUUUAUGAUGGAAGUCCCUUGGUUCAACAAGAAUUGAGACCGAACUUAGAAUCCGCCUUUGCCAAAUUGGACAGUGGUAAAUUGGUACAUGGAAAGCAGGGUCGAUUCUUUUUUGGGAACCAUUUUACUCUUGUAGAUGUCUAUCUCAUUCCAGCUCUACUUCUCGUUGAUGUGGCUAAGUUCUUUCGGGGUAUUGAAAUUGGAGCUGCUCACCCUCAUCUACUCUCUUAUAGUUUAGGUUUACAUUCUUUUCCCAACUAUGCUCCAGUGCGGGUGGAUCUGGAGUUACUGAAAGGAGCCAUAGCCAAAGUUCUGGACGAGAGGGCUCCAUCUCCUUUGAUCGUGAUGACUGUGCUACAACAUCGGAGCAUUUCAUGGCACUUGGAGAAGUUACUUGCACUCGCUGAUGAGCUACUAGUAAAUAAACUUGAGAUAGAAGUGGGGGAGUUUGGAAGACGAGGAGCAGGGAAACGAAUGCAACUGCUUUGGAAGAUGUAUGGACGCCUGGUGGACUUGAUGCAAGAACAUGCACAGAUAGAGGAGAGAGUCAUUUUUCCUGCAAUAGACUGUACAGAGGAAGGAAUGAGUGAGUCAGCGCUCAUGGAUCAUGCCCGAGACCUUCCAGUGAUGAAUGGAAUACGCGAAGACAUAAAGGGGGUGAUGGCGCUGGAGCAAGGCGGUUCUGACCAUCUGGAAGGUUUGCAGGCUCUUGCUGCUCGAUUGCGUGUUUACCAAAAAAACGUCGUGGAACAUUACCAUGAAGAAGAGAGGGAUCUGUUACCACAGCUCAACAUAGCUGAUAUUGGGAGAGACAAGCAAGAGGAAUUAGUGAUUCAGUGUUUUGGGGUUAUGGAGGAGUCCCAUGGGAGGCUACUACCGUUCCUUCUUCAAGGGUUAGAGCGCCAUGAAGUAAACCAAUAUCUUGGGCUCUUCCAGAAGUCAUUUGAAGGAGGGAACAGCCGACUUUUCAUGAGAAUGUCUUCCUGCCUAGAAAAUGCAGACGAAGAGUUUAAUGAAGUUUGUAAAGUGGCGCAAGAAAGGAUGGGUGAAGUUAUGGCUCCUGCAAAAGACAAUGCCUGAUGGAUCGUGACAAACACUAUUUUCUGGUGCUUGUGGUGUGACACGCUUCACUCCAAUUCUGCCUGGUGUAGGGUUUAGGGUUGAGAUUAGUGUCGUAAUUGAUGGUUACCAAGUUACUGAUGCGUAUAGAAUGCAAUUCCUGCACUAGGUUUUGUUCUCGUGCAGUUGCCACUGGGGUAAUGGUGGGUGAGUUACCUGAGGUCUUUGUAGAACCUGUUGUCUGGUUUUGAGUGUGCGUAUGCCCCGAUACGCAGAACUUUCGUGGUCCACCCCUGAGUAAAUGUACAUUAGAGUGUAGAAUAGGUCCUCUGGCGCUUUAUUAUCAGAGAUUGUAAGGUUACAAUCUUGAGCUGCAGACUUUCUUUUUUUUUGAUUGGUCCUAGGAUAGUACAUACUAGAGGUUAUUGCAAGUUACUCUGUUUGAAAGCAGGACCAGGACCAUGAAAACACCACAGGUCCAUUGUAGAUUACUGGUAGUUCCUCUUCAUCCGAGGCUGAAAAUCGGGGAUAACUAUGUAGAUUUUGGUCGCCAGUGUCUCUAACCGCUAUUGUUGCAUGGCACGUGGGGAGUCCUCACUGAACCCCACUUCUUCACCAAUAUUCAAUCCUCUUCCUGAGUGUUUGAACUGCUUCGAUGUAUGUGUAUUAAGAAAGUUGCUUUUCCUAUCCUUGAAGACAUCCAUUUGGUGGGUUGCAAUUAUUGUAAAGCUCAUCUUUCUACACUUCGCCCU